This is a messenger RNA of Hemiscyllium ocellatum (epaulette shark), 11656 nucleotides long. It is a transcript of the gene ap2a1, whose product is annotated as adaptor related protein complex 2 subunit alpha 1. The transcript has 22 exons. The record is from RefSeq and is a predicted model, not a curated record. The coding region runs from base 158 to 2947 and encodes 929 amino acids. NCBI's taxonomy places the organism in Eukaryota, Metazoa, Chordata, Chondrichthyes, Orectolobiformes, Hemiscylliidae. Gene Ontology annotation, biological process: clathrin-dependent endocytosis; intracellular protein transport. Gene Ontology annotation, molecular function: clathrin-cargo adaptor activity. Gene Ontology annotation, cellular component: AP-2 adaptor complex; membrane coat.
UUCCGGCCUGCUGAUUCCAGGCGCCCAGUGACAGGAGGACCGAGGCCUGCUGCUGCUCACAACCGCUGGGGCCUUUUCAUUGUAAACGAUCCCGCUUCCCCCUUCGCCCGUUUCUGCCGGUCUAGGCGGUGGCGGUGGUUCGUGUCAAGACGUGAAGAUGCCGGCGGUGUCCAAAGGCGAUGGGAUGAGGGGGUUGGCGGUGUUUAUCUCGGACAUUAGGAACUGUAAAAGCAAAGAAGCAGAAAUUAAACGAAUAAAUAAGGAGCUGGCAAACAUCCGAUCAAAGUUCAAAGGUGACAAGGCCCUGGAUGGUUACAGUAAGAAGAAGUAUGUUUGCAAACUACUCUUCAUCUUCCUGCUUGGUCAUGACAUUGACUUUGGCCAUAUGGAGGCCGUGAACCUGCUUAGUUCCAAUAAAUACACAGAGAAACAGAUUGGUUACCUUUUCAUCUCUGUGCUGGUGAACUCCAACAGUGAGCUUAUUCGUCUGAUUAACAAUGCCAUUAAGAAUGACUUGGCCAGUCGCAAUCCCAUCUUCAUGUGUCUUGCUCUGCACUGCAUUGCAAAUGUUGGCAGUAGGGAAAUGGCAGAGGCAUUUGCUUCAGAGAUUCCCAAAAUCCUGGUAGCUGGUGAUACUAUGGACAGUGUGAAACAGAGUGCUGCCUUGUGUCUGCUGCGUCUGUACAAGACUUCUCCAGACCUGGUGCCUAUGGGUGAGUGGACAUCCCGAGUGGUUCAUCUGCUAAACGACCAGCAUCUGGGGGUUGUGACUGCAGCUACCAGUCUCAUCACUUGCCUGAGCAAGAAAAACCCUGAUGAAUUCAAGACUUGUGUUUCGUUGGCUGUUUCCAGACUUAGUCGGAUUGUGUCAUCUGCCUCCACUGACCUUCAGGAUUACACGUAUUACUUUGUUCCAGCACCCUGGCUCUCUGUCAAGUUGCUACGACUCCUGCAGUGCUAUCCUCCACCAGAGGACACUGCUGUUAAGGGUCGCCUGAUUGAAUGUAUGGAGACUAUCCUCAAUAAGGCACAGGAACCACCCAAAUCCAAGAAGGUACAACACUCCAACGCUAAAAAUGCAAUUCUUUUUGAAGCAAUCAGCCUUAUUAUACAUUACGACAGUGAGCCAAACCUGUUGGUGCGGGCAUGUAACCAGCUUGGCCAGUUCCUGCAACACCGUGAGACUAACUUGCGAUACCUAGCUCUGGAAAGCAUGUGUCUGCUGGCGGGCUCUGAAUUCUCUCACGAGGCUGUCAAGACCCACAUUGAAACAGUCAUCAAUGCACUAAAGACGGAGAGGGAUGUGAGUGUUCGCCAACGAGCUGCAGACCUCCUAUAUGCCAUGUGCGACCGAACUAAUGCUCCACAAAUAGUGGCAGAAAUGUUGAGCUAUUUGGAAACGGCUGAUUAUUCUAUUCGUGAAGAGAUUGUCUUGAAGGUGGCCAUUCUAGCAGAGAAGUAUGCAGUGGAUUACACGUGGUAUGUGGAUACGAUUCUGAACCUCAUCCGCAUUGCAGGGGACUAUGUCAGCGAGGAAGUAUGGUACCGAGUCAUUCAGAUCGUUAUUAACCGUGAUGAUGUCCAAGGUUAUGCAGCAAAGACUGUGUUUGAGGCACUCCAGGCCCCAGCCUGUCAUGAGAACAUGGUGAAAGUGGGUGGAUACAUCUUGGGAGAAUUUGGGAAUCUCAUUGCAGGUGAUCCACGAUCCAGUCCCUUGGUUCAGUUCAACUUGCUGCAUUCCAAGUUCCACUUGUGCAGCGUUCCAACCCGUGCUCUGCUGCUCUCCUCUUACAUCAAGUUUGUCAACCUGUUCCCUGAGACCAAGACUACCAUCCAGGAUGUGCUGCGCAGCGACAGCCAACUCCGAAACUCUGAUGUGGAACUCCAGCAGAGGGCCGUGGAGUACCUCAAGCUCAGUUCAAUUGCCAGCACUGAUGUUCUGGCCACUGUCUUGGAAGAGAUGCCCCCAUUUCCUGAAAGGGAGUCCUCCAUCCUCGCAAAGCUGAAGAAAAAGAAGGGACCAGGCACCGUGACGGACAUGGAGGAAGGGAAGAAGGAACAAACUGAGGUUAAUGGUGGUGUUGAGCCUGCUGUCAAUGCCAGUACUGUGUCCACGCCCUCCCCUUCUGCUGACCUCCUGGGUCUGAAGAGUGCUCCUGCCAGUGGAGGUAGCCUGUUGGUGGAUGUGUUUUCUGAUGCAGUGCCCGCAACGGGUGCCUUGGCGCCUGGAUCUGAAGACAACUUCUCCCGGUUUGUUUGCAAAAACAACGGAGUCCUGUUUGAAAACCAGCUUUUACAGAUUGGAAUAAAGUCAGAAUACAGACAGAAUCUGGGUCGAAUGUACCUGUUCUUUGGAAACAAGACUUCUGUCCAAUUCCUGAACUUCACACUGAAUGUUAGCUGCCCUGGAGAGCUGCAAAAUGAGCUGAAUAUUCAGGCCAAGCCAGUGGAGCCGAUUGUAGAAGGUGGAGCACAGGUUCAGCAAGUGAUUAACAUCGAAUGUUUGUCAGAUUUCACUGAGGCCCCCCUGCUAAACAUUCAGUUCAGAUAUGGUGGAACCGUGCAAAAUAUCACCCUGAAGCUGCCCAUAACCGUCAACAAAUUUUUCCAACCAACGGAGAUGGCAUCUGAAGACUUCUUCCAGCGCUGGAAGCAGCUUAGCAGUCCCCAGCAGGAAGCACAGAAGAUCUUUAAAGCUAAUCACCCAAUGGACACUGAGAUCACCAAGGCUAAGUUAAUAGGAUUCGGCUCCGCUCUGCUCCAGGAUGUCGACCCCAAUCGUGACAACUUUGUCGGCGCAGGAGUCAUUCACACAAAAUCCAUCCAGGUCGGCUGUUUGUUGAGGCUGGAACCCAACAGUCAGGCACAGAUGUAUCGCCUCACACUACGCACAAGCAAGGAGGCUGUGUCGAAGCGACUAUGCGCAUUACUGUCUCAACAGUUCUGAAGCCUCAACAUGUAAUCGAUCUCUUACACUAUACUGUGUGUUUGUUUUGAGUCUGAGUGUGUGUGUGUGUGUGUCUGUGCGCAUGAGUGUGUGAUGGUCCAUUUACCUAUGCGCCACGUCCAGUGAAAACUUCAAGAAGCAUCAUGUGACGUCCUUUCCAGUACAGUAUAUGUUUACGUGAUUGUAGGGGUUUUUUUUUGCUAUUGAGGAACUUGGAAGAUUCCUUGGUAUGCAAGGCAUCAUGUGUGGCAGAGGGAAAUGGAAAGGGUGAGCAGGGCUGACACCAGGUUGUGGGGAUGCUGACACUACAUAGCUGCUAUCUGUGGUACUUCUCAGUCAUGUUGACGAGAGCCCCUCCAUGAUUGCAAUGCGCCCCUAUCCUGGGAUUGUUGGCUGUAGCCCUAACUGUCUGCUUCUCGUUUCUUAAGAUAUCGGCGAUUAGAAAGGAACCUCGCAAACCCCAGCUUGGUACAGCUGCCCCACAGUGUCAGGCUGACCUGCACCCAGCCCGAGAAAGAUUGACCUGCACGGUGUGCUGAAUUAACUCCGUGGUUUGGCGAUGCCAUUCCCCUUCGGCUGUUCUGGGUUGGCGAGUAACCGUUGUCGACAGUUGCUUGUCUCUCUGUGUUCCUCUGCUGGAGUGUUGGGCUGGCGAGUAACCGUUGUCGACAGUUGCUUGUCUCUCUGUGUUCCUGUGCUGGAGUGUUGGGCUAUGCCAGUGUGUGAUGAGGGUGAAGUCAGACUCAGCCAUGAAGCCCCUCUCGCACCCACCCCCUGCCCCUUUCCCACUUGGAAAAGCCCAUGCUAACUCACUGCCUGAGCUUGCACACAGACCACAGCAACAUCAGGCUGUUGGAGGACACCUGUUUUCUGAAGGCACCUGUUUCUCUAGCAACAAGAAAUUGCCUUCUGAGAGAUGGAGUGUGUGUGCGGGGGCAGAAUAUUGCCAGUAGCCAUUCAGUAACUUGCCCUUUCUGUUCCCCAUGCCUCUGCACAUUUCAUUUAGAUGAUGCCCAAAUACCAAAAGACCUGGAAGUUCCACCUCAUUGUUAAUCGAUAUAGUCAUUCCUGAUAUUAAAAGAAAGUAUGAAGUAAUUGUAAAAUGUAUCUGUAUAUACCUCCUUAUUUAGGGUUGGAUAGAAAUACCUGUCCAACCAAUUUACUCUCUGGUCACUAAUGUUAAGUUAGCUGUUUAAAUGUCGCCACUGAAAAUUAAGAGGGUGAGCAAACUUUUUUUUAUUUAACCUUUAAAGCUUUACAUUUUGUUACAAGUGCAAAAAGACUGGAAUGGUUCCCUUCUCAUCCUCUUUGUCUUCCCUCGUUUCUUUAGAAAACAAAGUCUGCUCUCUUGUCACCUUUGAGUCUCACUCGAGUCGAAUUCUCAUUCCCUCCUCCCCUGCUGUUAGUAGUCAGCACGAGCUGCAUGAUGCGUGCGAUUGAGUAGGAAUGCUUGCUUUAGUGUAAAUGCAAUGAAACAUGACAAUGGGGUGAAUUGUUCCUUACUCUGAAUCUGCUUUCAUGCCAGCACUACUUUCUUUGGUUCCGAGUCUGGGAAGUCUGUGUCCAUGAGCCAGCUCCUCAGCGUCUACACUUCUCAAGCCAGCUUCCCCAUCCUGUGCAGACCCAGCUCUUCAUGGAUUUUACAAGGAACCGGAUUUGGCAUCAUAAACCGAGAGGAAAAGCAGCCUAAACUGCUUCUGUCUCCUGCAUUCAAACGUUCAAAAAUUCUCUUUUUGUUUUCCCCCCCCCCAACUCCCUGCUCUCUCCAACACUCUGCUUCACUCAGAACGUCCUUCAAUUUUGAAUGUGUCAUCUGUCUAUUUGGGAUCAGCUUGCUUGUUAAUCCCCACCUGUUUCUUUUACCCACUACCCCUAUGACUACUGCUGUGGGAGUUGUCUUAUAAAUGGUGUGCUUACCCCAGGUUUAGUGUAACCCUUCCUUGUUUUUGUUCAGGAGAAUCCCAUCUGCCUAACGCUUGUAUAUAGAACUAACCCAAGUGACUGGAUAACAGGGCAGUGGGGCUUCUUUGCAGAGCUGUAUAAAAUAGAGAGAGCCUAACCAGUUUCAAAGGCUGAUUUUUAACAAGAGCAAAACCGCUGGUAAAUUGAGGGGGAGGGGGCAGCCAAAUUGAAUUUUCAGUGGCAGCAAUGAGUCGGACCAUUUUAACAAAUGGAGUUGCUGUAGCCUCGAUGAAAUGCGCGAGUCAAAAUGUAACCUUGGAAAAGGAAACAAAAAAAAAAUACAUGAGAACAAAAGAAUGUGAAUAAAGUUCCCAGCUUGUCUUACUGUACAGCAUCCACUGCAUUGCAUCUGGCAGAUCCUACGUACCCAGUGUGUUCUGUCCAUGAUUUAAUUUGCACAGUCCAAGGUGAGGAAAGAGUCCCGUCAGCCAUCCUGAGCUGCUCCUCCACCCUACACAACUUGCACAAAUCUCAUUGCAGACUCGAGCAGGAUUGCCAUUUAAGUUACAGUGGCCACCACAAGGAAUCCUGAGGAAAUUCUUUCUUCCCCAUGGGCUGGAGAAAGACCCUAAGAGGUAGGAGCAGAAGUCAGCCAUUUGACCCAUCUGAACUUGCACUACCAUUUAAUAAGAUCAUGGUUAGCCUCAAUGCCUCAACUCCAGUAAUCUGCCUCUUCCCCAUAACCUUAGACAGACUUCUAAUUAAUAAAGUGAAUCAAUGUCAUCAUUGUAACCCAGCCCCGUGGAGUAAGGGAUCGAAUAUUCUCAAAUUUUUUCUUCUCUAUUAUUUGGGUGACCACCUUACUCUGAGACUUUUUCUUUUCUGGUCCUAGACUCUCCUACACGGUGGGGGACAACCUCUCGGCCCCUUUCUGUUUCACUGUUUCUCUCUCCUGGACUCUUGAGUACAGGCCCUGCCUGCUCAACCUCUCCUUAUAAGAAAAUCCCGUUGUGUCUGGGAUCAAACUAGUGAACUUUCUCUGCCUCCAAUGGCAGUAAAUAUUUCCUUGGCUAAGGGGACCAAAACUGUUCACAGUAUUCUGGGUGUAGUCUGACUAGGGCCGUGCAGAGUGAGGGGAAGGAAUGUUCGUGACACUUGGCAGUGAGAUUCAUGACCACACAACCACUAAAAAGAAAUGUAUUUCUAAAGUGUCCCUGACUUGAAGUCAUCUGAUUGGUGGCUUUCUGUAACUUGCUGUGCUGCUGGAUUAGAAAGAGCCUUGGGAAUCUUCUUCUGGAGAGAGGACUAUGGAUGCUUGCUUUUUGAACAUAUUCAGCACUGAAAACCAUAGAUCUGAGGGAAAGUGGAGUUAAUGUAGAGAUCCAGUCUUGAUCAUACCGAAGGGUUCAAGUGACCUUUAUAACCUGCUCCUGUUCCUAACUUUCUUCCAACAUCGAGGUCCCACAGCCCACUUCAAAGCCUAACCGUUAUAAUUGCUCAUCGACUGACUGUACUCAUUGCAGGUAGAUGGAGUGGGAAUUGCUGUUUCCUUCACGUUUUGUUUUGAGCUAUUUCUGAACAUACAAUCAAGGAAUGAACAGAGUGCAGCACCUUCCUAGAGGGUGCAGCACCUUCCUAGAGGGUGCAGCACCUUCCUAGAGGGUGCAGCACCUUCCUAGAGGGUGCAGCACCUUCCUAGAGGGUGCAGCACCUUCCUAGAGGGUGCAGCACCUUCCUAGAGGGUGCAGCACCUUCCUAGAGGGUGCAGCACCUUCCUAGAGGGUGCAGCACCUUCCUAGAGGGUGCAGCACCUUCCUAGAGGGUGCAGCCACUGAGUCUGCUUCUCCCAUUGAAUUAAACACUGAUAAUCCAAGCUCCCACUCCAUCUCACUUGUCUUUCCCUGUGUGGAGACUCCUUGACAUUUUAUCUUCGUAAAUAAUUUGCUCUUCGUUCACAUCCUGCUAAGAAUUGACCAGAAUCAUUCAGUCAUUGUUUCAAAAUGGUCCAUUUUGACCUUUUCUACUUCAACUUCACAAAUCUGCGUAAAUUUGAUAUGCUUCAGCACAGCUGGUAGGAGAGUGUAAUUACAGCAUGAUGUGUUUCCAUGGUGGUUUCCAUUCUAAAAGUAGGGAUCAGAAUUUAACGUAAAAGGUUGUCUGGAAUUGCAUGCAAAUGUAAGACAUAUAUGGUAGAUUUUCAGUUCUUAAUUCCUAGAUAUUAUGCCACCUUCUCUGUCAUGAAACUUGAUAUCGUAAUUUUGAGAAUUAUCCACAUAUAUGAAAAGAAUAGAAACCCUACUGUGUGGAAGUAGGCCAUUUGGCCCAUUCAGUCCACACCGACCCUACAAAGAGCAUCCUACCCAGACUUAACCCUUCAUUCUAUCCCUGUAACCCUGCACUCCCCAUGGCUAACCCAUCUAGCCUGCACAUCCCUGGGCACUAUGGGCAAUCCACCCUAACCUACAUAUCUUUGGGCAGUGGGAGGAAACCUACACAGACACAGGAGAAUAUGUAAUCUCCACGUGGACAGUCACCUGAGGCUGGAAUUGAACCCAGGGCUCUGGUGCUGUGAGGCAGCAGUGCUAACCAUCGAGUCAAUUGAUAUAGAAUUGCUUCCUUGCCAUCUUAAAUCAUUGACGCUCCCAUUAAUUGUCUUUACUGCUCUAUCUCACCAUUUUUGAAUGGGUUUUCCAGAACUAAAGGCUAAGGGGGUCCUUGUAACCAAGUUAUUUUGAAUUCAAGUUUGCUUUGGAACUGGCUGACGGUAUUUUCCUGUGUGAUACUGUGUUCUAGAGCCAAGAAAUGGCAAAAUGCACCGACCUGAUCUAAUGGAGACAUGAAGGCAAUCACGUGGGCUGGGGCAGAGAGGAAUCAUUUGGUGUCCCUUCUGGAUACUGUGCAGCAGCUGCUGCUGACAGGCGUGCAGCUUUGAAUGCAAAUGAUCAAGUUUGGCCAGUGGAGCGGGGAAACCUCCAGAGUGAAAUCGCCUUGUGCCAUUCACUUGGAAUGCAAGCCACUUGGGGGGAGGUGCUGAAUGGCACUCAUGACGCCAUAGCCCAAGAGUCAAGUCCUUGAGUGGAGAAUUUUGCAGAAGCAAACCUUUUGUCUAACAGUAACUAUCCACCUGUUAGGACUGUAGUUUCCUUCUGUCAGAGGUUUCUUGAUGGCCUGUGGAACGUGUUAGACUUGCUACCCAGUCUGCAUCUUUCAAUCUACUGUGUCCACGUUUCCCAAUAGUUCAGACAGCUGGGAACCGAACCUUUUGGGUUACCAUAUACCUCGUUGACUUGAUCCUUUUCCAUUUCUUUGUAAAUCUGGGGUGGAUGGGGAUGGCUGCACUCAACUCUAACAGCAGAGAGAUGCAUAGUGAUUAUUGGAGCUAGCUGUCUCUUCUGGGAACCAGGGAAGCCAUUCUGGUGACAAUAACCACUCUAUUGCCUUGUUUAAAAGCAGCAUGUUUACAGAUCAUGAGUGAGGUUCUUUCUCUUUUUGUUUUCCUAAAUGCAAUAUGUAUUAAAGCGAUUAACUUAGUGAUGUGUAGCACUUUAGUCAUAGUUCAAUCAAGGCAAAAGUGUAUGAUAUUGUGUGAUCUAUAAUGCAGUAUAUUUGUCUGUGUGCCUCCAGCCUUUGCUCUGUGUAACCAGCCCUACUGGUAAAUCUGCAUUUGAUGCCUCGAUAGAUCGGACAUGGGGUGGGAGGAGGCGAUUUAAAUUUGAUUCGGAAGCUGAGGUACUUGCUCAGGAUACAUAAAGGUUGAUCGUUAAAAGGGUGCAGUACAAAAUCCAAUCCACAUUCCUUGUAUCCUUUUAACAUGAAACCUUUCUAAAUUUCCUUUUGUAUGAAACAGGAUUGAACUAGACCCCUCCUCCUCUCCACCCCCUCCAGAAAAGUCCCCUCACGACUAGGGUGGGUUCAGUGGGCCACAGAGUUUACAAAGUUCCCUCCGCUGCCCAUCUCCUGGAGAUCUUGGUGAUGUUGUCUUUUGCAUUUUGUUAAAUCUCUGACCUUCCAGAUUCCACUGAUCACCUUGAACUCUGCGCUGUAGGGAACCAGUGAGAUCCUUGACUUCUGUCUUCAGUCUGCAUUGAAUUAGCUGAUGUUCGGCCCAUCCAUAAAUGCUGAUAGAGGCACUGCUAGGCAAGUUCAGCUGCUGGCUGCAGUUCCGUGCCCUUGUGGUGCUGGGAUGAAAGCUGUUCAGCUGUGACCCUCUUUGCAGCCCUUCUGUCCAGUCAGCCUGACACUGUCAGCCAGUCAGAGUUUGCUGACCCUACAAACCAUUCAGGCAGUCCAUGCCUUUAUUUCUCCUUACACACACCAGAGUAACACUAGAGUUGAACCUGUUUGUAUCUGAGCUUCAGCGGAUGGAAGCUCUUGUUGAAUUUUUAAUGUGAAAUAUCCUGUGUGCAUAUGUCCAUGUUGGCCAUCCGUUAUCAAACUGUUGGUAUCUUUUAUUGAAAUGGUUUUCUCAUUCUAAGGAUGAUGUCUAAAUCAUUACUCCAGUUACUACCAUCUAGACAGUUGGGGCUCUUGCAGCUGCCAUAGCAGCCCUCCAGUGACACAUUGAACUAAGGCUCCACAUACUGAGCCCCUGGCACUGAGAGAGCAGAAGUGCGAAGAUUAUUCCAAGUCAACAUUCCCGUCCUAUUCCCGUUGAGCACCAGGAGAUUGAUUCUCUGGACAUUCAUGAUGCUCUUCCUUCGUGGGAUCUUGCUGUAUGUAAAAUGUCAGCUGUACACUCUUGACAUAGCAACAGUGCCUGCACUGCAGAAAUUUGUUAUUUCUUGUGAGGCGAUUUGGUACAUUUCUGAGCAACCUGAAGUUAUGCAGCAGGAUUGAAAAUCCUUUUUACUGAUUGUACUGGAGGUAAUUUGAAAAAAAAAUUGCAAGUAAUUCAAUUUUAUUGAACGAAAAGAUGUGAAUUCAGCUUUGGGUGUAUAUUAUAAAAUCUUACAGCAAAGCAGAUGGCUUUUGAUCCAUUGCACCUCUUUUGGCUCCAAGGAAGUUCAAUUAAUCAUGUUGCUUGCCCCUGUAAUGUUCCAAAAUUGUUAAAGUCUCCUUUGAAAAUAAUUAUUAAAAUAUUUAAUAACUAAAUCAAUUUCCAUCACCCUUUCAGGCAGUGUAUACCACAUCAACACACAGUUUUAAAAAGUAAAUUACUCUGAUUCUUUUUGCCAGUUAACUUAAAGAUGUGUUCUGCUUACUGACUCUUCCCUGCCAAUGCAAACAUGGAAAUAUCCAAUCCUAAUUCCUUAAAGAUGUUUUGUCAGGUCUCCCCUCAUGCUCAAAGUUCAGGGUUUCAGUCCGAUUAUCCUGGACUCCAUCUGUUUUAGUUUCCACUUACACGUGUCCGUUUUGUGUGCACCAACGAUCAAAUCUUCCUUCGUAUUGUCCUUUGUUGUCACAGAAAUCCCCGUGUGGACGUUACAAGGUCGUUGUAAAAUGGACUCACACUAAUGCCUCAUCCCACUCUUGCCCACUUUGCAAUUGAGAUGAUUGCGAUUCAUGUUCACCUUAGUGCAAUGCCCACGUUGAGAUGAUUGCGAUUCAUGUUCACCUUAGUGCAAUGCCCACGUUGAGAUGAUUGCGAUCCAUGUUCACCUUAGUGCAAUGCCCACGUUGGAGAAAUGGAAUGUUUUAGGCACAGCAGAAGUUGGGCUAACCCUGUUGUUUGAGCGAUUAAAGUCAAGUGUGCCUAUAGUGGAGUACUGACUGUCCUUUCCUAUUGUAACCCUCACUGAAGCUAAAGUGCGAGGCUGGGCAACUGCAGCAAUUUUCUGCUGUUUGGGCAGAUAUUUAGUGUUGUGCUGGUUUUCAUAGAUUGCUGGGUUCCUUGAGUUCACAUCUUACAUUCUACACUCCUGCCUCUCACCCCCGGCCUCACUGUCGCCACACGUUGAUCUGUCUCUCUCCCCAUUGGCACUUCAGAGUGGUGGGGAGUGCCAUUGAGGCACUCAGCAAAAUUGGAAUGUUCUCUGGUCACAGCAACCUGGAAUAACAGAUGGCGUGAGUAUCAGUAAGGAUAUGCAAGAAAUGAGGUAGUGUUACAGCGACUAGUCAAAAGGGACUGUCGAGAAGUGGGGCAGGAAAGGGAGCUGCGUUUAAAAGAAGUUUCCCUCAAACAAAAAUCCUUUUUGACAAGAUGACAUUUGCUACUUUAUUUAGGAGGGUAGAAGGGAAGAUGCACUUUGGUUACCAUGGAGAUAAUGAGGAGCUGCUGUACAAGGAGAGUGAACCAUUUCAAUUAGCUUCGUUGUGCCAAGCCCUCACAAUUGCAGUAACGGAGAGCAGGUUUCGCUAGAUGGAUAGGUCCCUACAAACGGCUUUGUCACAUCUCAAGUUGGGGAUCUAGUUAGAAUACCCUUCAUCAGAUCAGUAUCCAGUGUAAUGAUAAAAUAUGUGUACCAUGUGGUCAGGAGUUGCCUUCAUCUUGCUGGAUUUCCUAAACUCUGUAGUUCACACUUGCUCAUGAAGACAGUCCACUUGGGAGAAGACGCUGGAAGUUAACUGGCAUUUGUACCUCAGCAGGAGAUGAAAUGGGAGGGCAGUGGCUAGAGUUAAAAUUGAAAUAAUCUGUGUCUGAUCUAAUGAACAUCUGAGUACCAGUAUGGCUGAAUCCAAAGUAGGAUUAUGAUGUUACUAUGCAAUUACUGUUUCAUUAGAGGAGCAGCUUAGAAUAUUGUGUGUGCUGUGUGUGUCUGUAUACACCCGAGAUGUGAAUCUCCCAUCAGUGUUAAACGACAGAAUAUGUUUAACAAAAGCAAAUGUACAAUGAAGGACACUAUGUAGAUAAACUGACCAUAAUGAUCA